Drosophila ficusphila is the source of this 3504-nucleotide messenger RNA. RefSeq names its product mucin-5AC. Bases 1 to 3504 code for a protein of 1167 amino acids. The transcript has 2 exons. Lineage: Eukaryota; Metazoa; Arthropoda; Insecta; Diptera; Drosophilidae. The record is from RefSeq and is a predicted model, not a curated record.
AUGAUUCUAAAAACGGUUAGCUUGUUGCUCCUACUAGCCAGUCAGGCUUGGGGGCAAUCUAUCAAAAUAAGGAUACCUGUAUGGGAUGCUUCCACAUUGUUCACGCGGCUCACUGGAAUCGGAAUCAACUCAGGAAGUAAUAACAACCAAAAUUUAUCGAAUAACAAUCAGCAGGAUAACAACCAGCAGAACACCAAUCAGCAAAAUACAGAAUACAGCGAUUAUUUGAACGACUAUUAUAAUAAUUAUUAUGCGAACGCAUACCAAAACUCAGCUGCUUAUGACCCUUAUGGACUCGGAUAUUACAGUCUCUACGGCCCGUAUGACCUUAAUGCCUUUCAAGCUCCAACUGCGCCCCCACAAACACAGCCAUCAACCCCAGCAACAACUACGACUACAACUACUACAACAACAACUCAGGAUCUAAUAACAUCUACAGCGUCUUCAAUAACCGAUCCGACAACAACUUCCACAUCGACGACGCCAGAUCCAACAACUGCAUCCUCUACCACAUCUACUGAAAGUUCAAUAACCGAUUCAAUAACUGAUUCAAUCACUACAACCACAACAACUACAACAACUGCAAGCCCUGCAACUGAUUCCACCACCGCAACAACUACAACUACAACUACAAGCUCAACAACUGAAACCCCAACAACUUCGACUGCGAUUCCCACAUCCUCAACAACUGAUUCAACGACAUCUUCCACUACAAGCACAACGACUACAACAACUGAAAGCCCUGCAACUGCUUCCACCACCGCAACAAGUACAACUACAAGCUCAACAACUGAAACCCCAACAACUUCAACUGCGAUUCCCACAUCUUCAACAACUGAUUCAACGACAUCUUCCACUACAAGCACAACGACUACAACAACUGAAAACCCUGCAACUGCUUCCACCACCGCAACAAGUACAACUACAAGCUCAACAACUGAAAGCCCAACAACUUCGACUGCGAUUCCCACAUCUUCAACCACUGAUUCAACGACAUCUUCCACUACAAGCACAACGUCUAAAACAACUGAAAGCCCUGCAACUGCUUCCACCACCGCAACAACUACAACUACGAGCUCAACAACUGAAACCCCAACAACUUCAACUGCGAUUCCCACAUCUUCAACAACUGAUUCAACGACAUCUUCCACUACAAGCACAACGACUACAACAACUGAAAACCCUGCAACUGCUUCCACCACCGCAACAAGUACAACUACAAGCUCAACAACUGAAACCCCAACAACUUCAACUGCGAUUCCCACAUCUUCAACAACUGAUUCAACGACAUCUUCCACUACAAGCACAACGACUACAACAACUGAAAACCCUGCAACUGAUUCCACCACCGCAACAAGUACAACUACAAGCUCAACAACUGAAACCCCAACAACUUCAACUUCGAUUCCCACAUCUUCAACAACUGAUUCAACGACAUCUUCCACCACAAGCACAACGACUACAACAACUGCAACUGCUUCCACCACCGCAACAACUACAACUACAACUACAAGCUCAACAACUGAAACCCCAACAACUUCGACUGCGAUUCCCACAUCUUCAACCACUGAUUCAACGACAUCUUCCACUACAAGCACAACGACUACAACAACUGAAAGCCCUGCAACUGCUUCCACCACCGCAACAAGUACAACUACAAGCUCAACAACUGAAACCCCAACAACUUCAACUGCGAUUCCCACAUCUUCAACAACUGAUUCAACGACAUCUUCCACUACAAGCACAACGACUACAACAACUGAAAGCCCUGCAACUGCUUCCACCACCGCAACAAGUACAACUACAAGCUCAACAACUGAAACCCCAACAACUUCAACUGCGAUUCCCACAUCUUCAACCACUGAUUCAACGACAUCUUCCACUACAAGCACAACGACUACAACAACUGAAAACCCUGCAACUGAGUCCACCACCGCAAUAACUACAUCUACAAUCACAAGCUCAACAGCUGAAACGCCAACAACUUCAACUGCGAUUCCCACAUCUUCAACCACUGAUUCAACGACAUCUUCCACUACAAGCACAACGACUACAACAACUGAAAACCCUGCAACUGAUUCCACCACCGCAACAAGUACAACUACAAGCUCAACAACUGAAACCCCAACAACUUCAACUGCGAUUCCCACAUCUUCAACAACUGAUUCAACGACAUCUUCCACUACAAGCACAACGACUACAACAACUGAAAGCCCUGCAACUGCUUCCACCACCGCAACAAGUACAACUACAAGCUCAACAACUGAAACCCCAACAACUUCAACUGCGAUUCCCACAUCUUCAACAACUGAUUCAACGACAUCUUCCACUACAAGCACAACGACUACAACAACUGAAAACCCUGCAACUGAGUCCACCACCGCAAUAACUACAUCUACAAUCACAAGCUCAACAACUGAAACCCCAACAACUUCAACUGCGAUUCCCACAUCUUCAACAACUGAUUCAACGACAUCUUCCACUACAAGCACAACGACUACAACAACUGAAAACCCUGCAACUGCUUCCACCACCGCAACAAGUACAACUACAAGCUCAACAACUGAAACCCCAACAACUUCAACUGCGAUUCCCACAUCCUCAACAACUGAUUCAACGACAUCUUCCACUACAAGCUCAACAACUGAAACCCCAACAACUUCAACUGCGAUUCCCACAUCCUCAACAACUGAUUCAACGACAUCUUCCACUACAAGCUCUACAACCGACUCUACGACAACAACCAGCUCAGCAACUGAAAGCCCAACUACUUCGACAGCAAUUCCUACAUCCACCGCGGCAGAUUCCACGACUUCUACAAGCCGGACAACGUCAACUGCAAUACCCACAUCCACCGAAUCCUCUUCAGCUUCCACAGGUACCACUUCUGAGGAUUCGGAUUGCGAACUUUUUCCCGAACUACCAACGUGUCAAACAAGCUCCAUAACGGAAUCCACGACUACAACAACUGCAAGCCCUGCAACGGACUCCACCACAACAACAACUAUAACUGAGGGCCAAACUACUUCAACAGCGAUUCCUACAUCUACAGCGGCGGAUUCCACGACUUCUAAAAGCGAGGAAACAUCAACUGCAAUUUCCACUUCCACAGAAUCCUCAACAACUUCCACAGCUACCACUUCUGAAGAUACAGAUUGCGAACUUUUUCCCCAAUUACCAAAGUGUCAAUUAUUUAAGUCAGUGAGCUUUGAAAAAAGUGAAUCUGGAAUGUCUGACAUUACAGCAUCUGGAACUGUUUAUAGGCCGGAGCAACAGCUGGCAAUAACGUCGAUGCCUCAAUCUGUAACUUCUUUGUGCUUCUUUUAUCCAAGGUUGUGCCAAAAACCGGAGGAAGCCCAAUUUGUACGACUUGCUGAUGGAAAAGGAAAACCCUUGUUGUUGAUUUCUCCAGUCGAAGGACGAUCUGCUCAUCCUCAAGAGCAGCCUUCGUUAUGCCGAGCUAUGAGGAGAAUGAUUGGAAAACAUCACAAAUCAUUACAGUAG